AGGAUGAGUGUUCUGCUGACCCUUACAUCUGGUCUGGACUGUGUCACCUUUAAGCUAGAAUAUGACUUGCCAUAUCUAGACUUGAAUGCCUACCCCCCUCGGAGUCGCAGUAAUUCAGAGCAGGAUGGCGAUGUCAGUUCUGACUCUUCAGAUUCUUAUUUAGGCCAUCCUUGUCGUUACAGGUCAAUGUCAGAGGUAUUUUCCAACUCCCCACUGGCUGACUUUCAACUGGCCAAUGACUCUGACUCUGCCAGUCUUGCCAGUUUGGAUGUCUGCCAAAUGAAAGCCAGCACCAUUUCUGCAGACUCUGGUUUUCCCACUGAUUGCAUGUCCACAAAUGGCACCAGGCCAUCCACUGAGUCAGUUCUCGUUGCUGCACACCGAAAUAGCAUGUCAGCUGACAGCGCUUCUUUGUCAUCACUGAGCUCAUCUUCAGGUGACCCAGACAGGCAUAAAAGACUAGAAAAUGUCUCUUCUAGUUUUGGUGGAAAUGACGCUCCCUCACUUGAAGUCAUUCACCUGAAGGGUCAAAAAUCGCACCCAGGUAAAUCUAAAAGAAAGAAAAUCGAAGGAAUCAGCAAAAGAAAACUACAAAAUAUGAGUAAUGGUUCAGUGUUGGCUAACAGUUAUAUGGUCAAGAACAUAUCAUCUUGUGAUUGCAGACAAAGAGAAAGGAGUUCAGAUACCACAUCAGAUGUUUCAGCAACUGGAUUCAAACAGAAUCCAUACUCACAUGUUUCUAACUUGACUCCAUCAUCUACUGACCCAUCAGCUACAAGAAAUGUUUGUGCAGAAGUCAGUGGCAGUAUAUUAUCUCUCACCCUAAAAACUAAAGGAUGCACAGCAUCAGAGUAUAGAUCUUUGCCAAACAGUUCAAUUAAAGCCCCAGUACAGGAAGGCACUCUCUCAUCAGGAAAUGCAUCAUCCGGGUCUUUGCCAAACAGUUCAAUUAAAGCUGCAGCACAUGAGGGCAUUUCUUCAACAGAAUAUGCACUGUCGAGGUCUGAAUCAUUGUCAAAUAGUUCAAGUACAGCUGCGGCUGAGGAUGGCACUGUCUCAUCAGGAUCUGUUUGCUUGACUGCCAAUUCAUAUGCAUCCUUGGUGCAGGAUGGAAGUCCUUUCUCAGAAUUUUGUGAUUCAAAUACAUCAGAAGCAAGCUCUCUGAACAGCAAUAAAAGUUCAUUUCCAACGGGUAUCAGUAUUCUCCAAGAUUUAUAUGUUGAAGAUGACCAGUCUUUCAAGUCCAUAAAAGGAAAGCUUGCAGCUCAUUUGAUGCCUGAUACAUUAGGACAAUCCAACAGCUGUUUGGCCAACAGUGUGUAUACUGAUUGUGAAGAUGAAGAAACUGUUGUCGAUCAACAUAGCCAGUCAGAUGUGAUGUUUGAAGCGAAUAAGAUGUGUGUAGCAUGUGAUGUUCAAAGCCUGCCUAAUGGGUCAUGUGUACAAGUAAUUUUAUUGUUAAUAAUCAUUCAGGGUGACAACAACCCCAUCCUUCACACUGCCGAUUCUCAUGAUGGCAUAGAUAGAGACAGACCAGAGGAAUACCUUGCAGAUGUGGAUCUUUCUUUGAGACUGGAUAAUAACAUGGUGCUGCAGCUGAUGCUGGAGGUGUUCUGCCAUGAAGACGAGCAGUUACUAAAGAUGUUUGUAACCUGGGAGAAUCAGACUGAGGGUGGAACCAACGUGGCAUACCUUCUUAUCUCCAACCAUUGCCUCUAUGUCCUGCAUUACCAUCGGACAGAGAAGAAAUUUGUCCAGCAGUCCUGCACUGCUUUGUUGGAUAUUAUUUUUAUAAGUGUUGGUCUCAAUGGACAGACUCUGAACAUUGAAAGCAGAGGCAGAAACAAGCAGAAACAGAGAUUGUGGCUUACUCCUGGCAACCACAACCUGUCCCAGUCUAUUGUUGCCUGUUUGACUGAUGCAGUGAAAGCAGCCAGUGAACAUUCAGCAGGGAAGUCCAGAUUUAGUGUCGGGAGUGAAGUUCCUUUACAGAAAAUUGCUCUCAGAAAAUACAUCUCCACAGAGUUGAGUAUUAAGCCCCAGGAUGUGACAUUGUUGGAUUAUUCUCUGGUCUUCUGGGAGGACCUGUCCUCUGCCACCAGUCCUGGACACUCUGGAGUUUACAAAGAAGGGAGACUUCACCUGUGGAUUCAAGGCCCUCUGAAAGGUCACGUCUGGAAGCCUGUUUAUGUUAUUCUCAAAAACAACAUACUGUCUGUUAAAGAUGAUAAGAGCGACCUCCAACCUCAUUGCUUCCUGAGCCUGGGAGGGGAUCAGUGUGUCGGCUGUCGUCUGACCUCUCACUCUGGCCGGGAUCACUGUGUAGAGCUGAUCCUAGCACAGGGGGGCAGCUGGCUCUUGUCUGGCGGCUCGCAGGCAGAUGUAUCUGACUGGAGGCAUUGUCUGUGUCUGGCCGUGUCUCAGGGGACUGUGGAAAGUGAUAUUUCCGCUGCUUGUGUGCCAUGCUGCGCAGUGUUGGCUAAUCAGCAUCUGUUUUUAUGCCACGAGGACCUCUACAGCAAGUUUCACCGAACACUGGCCAGGCUGCGAUUGGAUGACGUGACAAGGAUUGCCUUGGACGGCACAGACUCAACGUACUGUAUUGUUAAACUGAAGUCUCAAGAGACGGAGCUCUCCAGCCGGCAGUGGGCAUUCUAUUUCUACUCAAGUCAGGAUAUGGAAAGGCACAUGUCAGCUAUCAAGGCAGCAUGGAAAGAUAUACAUCAGACCGAGCUUCCAGUGCUUCCAAUUGAUGAUGUAGCUGUGGAAUGUUCCUGUAACUCCUGCUCUAGUCAUUUAAAGCGACAGCUAACCCUGACUUGA
This is a messenger RNA of Candidula unifasciata, 2823 nucleotides long. The record is from the annotation of a GenBank genome assembly. NCBI's taxonomy places the organism in Eukaryota, Metazoa, Mollusca, Gastropoda, Stylommatophora, Geomitridae.